AUGGAUGUAUUACCUCCUCUAAAAAUCGAAAAUAAUUUAGAGCUAGGUGAUUCAAUUAAUGGUAGUGCAUCAUUCUCGUCUCCAACAAUUGCGGAUGAUUUCAAUAAUGAUCCCUUCUUAAAUGCCGAUUUUUAUGCUUUCCAAUUAAUACAUCUGUUGGGUCGAGGGAGCUACGGCGAUGUAUGGAAAGCUAAGUGUAACAAAAUAACAGUGGCCUUAAAGAUUAUCAAGUCAAAUGAAGUUUUACGAGGAAUAUUCUAUAAAGAGGUCGAAGCAAUGCGUUUUUUUGAUCAUCCAAACGUAAUUGCUAUAUUUGGUGCAUGUGUUCGUCCAGUACAUGCUAUAGCAAUGGAGUACAUGGAAUGUGGAUCACUUGAUCAUUUAUUACAUGUAACAAAAAAUAUCGAUUAUAAAGCGGAUCAUGCUUUUCAUUGGGCUUCACAGUGUGCUGAUGCAAUGGCUUAUAUACAUGGAAAACAUUGUGCUCAUGCCGAUUUGAAACCAGCCAAUUUAUUGCUUCAAGAUAACUAUCAUCAUCUAAAAGUUGCGGAUUUCGGUACAGUGAUAUAUACGAAUUGCGAUAUGGACUAUAGACAAGGAUCAGCAUCAUGGAUGGCUCCUGAAGUCAUCAGUGGUUCACCACCAUCCAAGUAUUCAGAUUAUUAUAGUUUUGGAAUUAUUCUUUGGGAAAUUAUUACUCGAAAAAGACCAUAUGAUGAAUAUAGCAAUGCAGAGGAAAUAUUGUGGAGCGUUUACGCAGGUUCAAGGCCUCCUGUCAUUGCAAAUAUUCCAGCCAGAUUGAUGCAAAUGAUCGAAAGUUGCUGGAAUGAAGUGCCUAACGAAAGACCUUCCAUUCAACAAAUCCAAAAAGUACUUUGCAUUCUUCGUCUGAUGUAUCCCAAUUUCAAUGAUCCAUUGACCUAUGCAGCAAGCCGUUCGAUAAAUGAAAAGACUGCUGCUCGUAAGGAUAAGGAUGACAGUGCAGGAAAUAUUCCUUUUUUGAUGAGGGAAACUGAUACGGGUAUCGAAUGUGAGUCAUCAUCUAAUUGUUAA
Molecule: messenger RNA, 1053 nt
Organism: Thelazia callipaeda (thelaziosis nematode)
Lineage: Eukaryota; Metazoa; Nematoda; Chromadorea; Rhabditida; Thelaziidae
Source: the annotation of a GenBank genome assembly